Molecule: messenger RNA, 3014 nt
Organism: Eucalyptus grandis
Lineage: Eukaryota; Viridiplantae; Streptophyta; Magnoliopsida; Myrtales; Myrtaceae
Product: disease resistance protein RPV1
Exons: 4
Coding region: 528-2120 (530 amino acids)
Biological process (GO): signal transduction; defense response
Molecular function (GO): ADP binding
Source: RefSeq, a predicted model, not a curated record
UCUCCUUCUGCCGCCCCUCACCAUUCACCGGGCUUACUGCCGGCUUACCCAUCGUCGCGCCUCUACCUAGCUUGCCGGCUCUCUUCGUCGCGCUCAGUACAUCCCGCUGCAGCCGCGACAGCGGCUUUGCCGGCUUAUUCUAACGCCACAGCAACAGUCACUGGCGGUUUCCGGUGAUUCCAGGUGGCAUCCCGGCUCCAUUUGACGCCACCGCUUGCUGUUUUGUUUCCUCUGCUACGUUUGAUUUCCUUUCGCAGGUUGCUCAGAGCAGACUAGCAUUGAUCGAACCCACACCGUCGCCGCCAAGCAGAGUACGACCAACAAACCUUCACCGCUGCAUCUUUUGUUCUAGCGAACCUGUCUGCAAUUUGCCGUGUCCUUGCUGGAUCGCCAUCGUUGCUGCUUUGGUCCUGACGUUCCUCCUCACCGGUCGACGUAAAGCUCCCCGCCCCGGUCCGAUUCUCGGAAACAAAUACUUCAAACCAGGCUAUGCCUCCAGCAGGUGGUGCCUACGCGAGCUGGAACACAUGAUGAAGCGUAGGAAAUCCCAUGGACUGGAGGUCAAGCCCAUAUUCUAUGACGUGGAACCUUCCGUUGUGAAGCUUGAACCUGGAGUAUAUAGGGAGGCAUUGAUUCAGCAUGAAAAUGAACGUGGGGCUGAGACUGUGCAGGGCUGGAAGGAGGCCCUUAAGGAAGUCACUGAAAUCGCAGGAUGGAAAGCCGAAAACACAGGCCAUGGAGAACUAACACGACAAAUAGCUCUUGAAGUUUUUGGUAAGCUUGACGUGUCUCCAGUACAUCUCCCUGAUUUUUUAGUUGGGAUCGACAAAUCAGUGGAUAAAGUUAUAGAUUUGUUGAGUGUUGAAUCUAAGGAGAUAAGACUCAUUGGAAUAUGUGGUAUGGGUGGGAUAGGCAAGACAACUCUUGCGAAGAUCGUUUACAAGAAGUUGUCAGCUCGUUUUCAAAGUAGUAGCUUUAUCCACGAUAUUCGACAAGCAUCAGAAAGUUCGAGUUUUGGUCUUCUAGAUGUGCAAAGGAAACUAGUGCGUGAUAUCCUUGGGGAACAGAAAAUUGAGAUUCCAAGCAUUGAUGAAGGGAAAAAUGUGAUAAAAAAAUACUUUAGUGAAAAGAAAGUUCUUAUUAUCCUUGAUGAUGUAAAUGAUGGGGAACAACUAAGGGCUUUAGCAGCAGAGAGGAAAUGGUUUGGUUCAGGAAGUAGAAUUCUGGUUACAACGAGAAAUAAAGAUGUUUUGUCUAAAUUUCAGAAUAGUUUGAUUCAUGAAGUGGAAGGGCUGAAUAGUCAAGAAUCUUUAGAACUGUUCAGCAAGCAUGCAUUUGGAAGCAUCUUUCCUCCAAGUGACUUUCUCAAACUAUCUAGAAAAGCUAUUGCAAGAGCAGGGGGGCUUCCUUUAACUAUUGAAGUGAUCGGUUCAUUGUUACAUGGAAAAGAAGAGGCAGUGUGGAAAGAUAUUUUAAGAAAGAUGGAAAUAUAUCCUCGUGAGGAUGUGCUGGAACAUUUAAGGUUAAGUUAUGAGGCUUUAGAUGUCACGCAGAAGGAGAUCUUUCUUGAUAUUGCCUGCUUUCUAGCUGGAAAAAGUAAGAGAGAUGCAACUUAUAUGUGGGGUGACAGAUUGUUUCCAGAAGAGGGAAUCCAAGUCCUACUUUCAAGGUCCUUAGUAAAAAUUAGAGAGGAGAAUGAGUUAUGGAUGCAUGACCAGCUUAAAGACCUAGGUAGGAGUAUUGUACUUGCUGAAAAUUACAAAAAUCCAGGAAAGCGUUCGCGAGUGUGGAAUCAUAAAGAUGCGUUGGACAUGAUCACCAGAGAGAAGGGAACUGAAACUGUUGAGGCGAUUUGUGUGGAUUUUAAUGGGAUUUCAUUGACGUCGAAAGAGUUUAAGGAAGUGCCAAAUAUAAGAUAUCUUGAAAUGAGGAGCGGAAAUCUCUCCGGAGACUUUAAGGACGUUUUUCCAGAACUAAGAUGGCUUUCUUGGAAGAGAUAUCCCUCAUUUUCGCAAGUUACCCACUUUUUUCCUGAAGAACUACUCAUCCUGGACCUAUCAGGGAGUAUAAUAACAGAGCACUGGGAUUGGACUCAACUCAAGGUAUGGGCAACUUUUUAGGUACAACGUUUGCUUACCUUUUUAUUUCCACACAAGCUCAUGCGUUACACCGGUUGAGGGGUAUCUUAUUAUUAAAGUGAAAGAAGAUAUCUAGCUGUUGAAGGAUGUCCCUAAGAUACCUUUUCCGACCUCCAUAUUCAACUUCUUUUAAUGUUUUCAAACUCAAUUGCUUCCUGAUAGCUAGAAGUAUAUCGAAACAAAAUUAGUUUAACAUAUGUUAAAUAUGUCUCUUUUGGUAGCUGAAUUGUAAUUGCACUAAUGCUGUAAUUUUGUAUUGUAAACUAUUCUAACCAUUAGGUGUGGCAAUGUAAAAUUUAAAGCUGUAGCACAUCAAAGCUGGAUGCGUCAGCUUUCUAAAAGCUUCUAUAAGGUUCCAUAGCUUUGACUUAGUUGCAACUAAGAGGCUUAUUCCAAUUACUUUGUAAAACCGCAACACCAACUUUUUACAACUGAAGCAAUUGCUGCGAAGUUUUACCAAACAGUCUCAACAAGUUUCUAUGGUAACUUCACGUAACUAGUACAUUUACACACAUUUAUAAUUAAAGAAGUGCGUAGAGUGGAGUUUUGUGAUUGAGUCACACCAUGGCAACUUUUCGUUACCUGCUUCCCUAAACAUUAAAUAGGAAACGCUGCCCUUUACAUUGAUAAGAUAAAAGAACUUCAUUAACGUACUUAAACUAAUAAUUGAUGUUCAUUGGACAGCAUAUUAACAUCUUUACAUAACAUAGUAACAUGGGUGUAAUUUGAGAUGAUAGUGAAUAAAUCUAAAUACUCUAAUUAACAAAUAUAUUGGGUUUAUCAUGUAUAUGAUUGGUUUAUAAUGCGUCUAUUAAUUAGUAAAUAAGAAUUAUCGAAAUUGUUGUUGUAUGAAAAUAAAUUUAAGAAUAACUUUAA